UAUUAAGUAAAGAAAGUUGAAAUAAAGAAGUUUUUGCAGAUUUUAAUUAAUUAACUGAAUUUUAAUGACAUGAGAUUUAAUAUCAAAUAAAAUAAAAACAAAAAUCAAACCUAAUUGGAUUAAUUUUAGAUUUUUUUUUGUAAAAGUCCCAUAAACGAACUCCAAAAAUGGAUUUUUUCCAUCGUAAUAUGGAUACCAUAAAAGGUAAACUACCUCAGAUAUCAAAUGUGCCAAAAUUAUCGAAACUAAAAUCACGCAAAAUAUUCAGUAAUUCUCGCGAUAAUUUAUCAACACAAUUAGAGGAUAAUCAUCAACCGAAAACUUGUACAUUACAAUUACCAUCACCAAGUGGUGCCGUAGAUUUAACACCAACUCAUAUUGGUACAAUAUCUUCAUUAGUUGAUGGUGCUCAACAAUCGAAUUUCAAUAUACCUGAAGAAUUUAUUGGUCGUUCACCAAUAGGAGGACGACGACGUAUUCGUUUCAGUGAUUCUAGUUCUAAUAACAAUCUUAGUGAAAUUGGUAUGAAAAAUGAUAAUCAACAAUCGCAGCAACAACAUUCCCAACCGGCAUCUCCAAAUUCUCCUAAUGAAAAUGGUAAUAAAACCCGUUUUACUGAAAAAUUAACGAGACAAUACAAGGAAUUGUCUGAGUUCAAACUAAGUAAUUUGUUUUCAAAGAAAACUGUUGUCCGAAAAACGGAAAUUGAAGUAAAUACGUAUUUACAAGGCUAUCAGCAAGAUAAUGGAUUUGACAACCGUACAUACAAUCAUGAUGAAUCAGGAUUUGGUAGUGGAAUGGAUGCAAGUCAAGAUUUAUACAAUAGAAAGAGAAGAAUAUCAGAAGUGUCUAAUUUCGACCUCAGUAUUAAUAGUUUACCUUCAGGAUCUGAUCCAUCACCAUUACCCAAACCAAAAGCAGCACUAAAAAUGCCACCAAUUCCACCAGCCCCAGAGAGAGGAACAGUGAAAAUUGUUAGUCCUAUAAACGAAAAACAAAUUCAAAAAGAAAAUUUUGUUGAGGAAAUGAAAAAACAACAGCAAUGUGUAGAGCAUGAAGAAAUUCCAAUAACAGCUCCACUGGCGAAACGAAAAGUUUUUGUGCAAGAAAAUCAAGAAUCUUUCGAAUCAGUUAAUAUGAACGACUUCGAAGAGACGACAAAUAAAAACAAAAAAAAUUCAACCAGAAAAUAUCGGAAGGAAAGGCCGUCUUCAACAAAAUCAAGAAAAUCGAUAACAAGUAAUCCUGGUUCAAUUCGCUCUAGAAAUGGAUCGGACAAAAAAAAUCGAGGAAUGUGGGAACUAAAACGACCUAUUCGUAUUAAAGCAACUGAAGAAGAUUUUAAAAAUCCUGUCGAUCCAAACACUUUAGAUAGUUCACCAGACUUUCGUAAAACUCUAACAGGCAUGUUUAAAAAAUUCCAAACGAAUAAUUCUGUUGAUGAAAACGAUGAAUCAGUGGCACCAAAACCAUCUGCGGUACAGAGAAUACAAAAGCUAGGUGGAAAUAGAACAAAAUCUGAGCCUAAGAUUCAACCUUUACCAGAUUAUGGGGAAGGAUGCGUGUUUAAAAAGCAAUUUAAUAAGAUAAUGGAUAACACAGGCAAACUGAAAAAUUUCAUCAAAAAUGAUAACGAAAAUAAUCAACCAUCUUGCGUGCCGGAAGAUCUUGCAGAUGAAAUAUCUGAGAAAGUAAAAUCUAUAGAAGAAAUAGAAAAACUUGGUUAUGGUAGGAAGAAUCUGAAAUAUAUUGAAAUGUGGAAAGUUCGUCGUCGUAGAGAAAUACGACGAAAUGAACCAUUCCCCAUUAACAAGGCAGAUAACAAUGAAAAUAAUGAUAGUGAAGCUGUUAAAGAAAGCGAAAAGGAAACUGCGGAAGCAUCACAACUUGCGGAAUUAAAAAAAUCUCUUUCAAAAGUACUAAAGAAAAGACAAUUAGAUAGAGAAGUUUCUGCUGAAAGCACCACAGACGAUGAACCACGACAAACUGAACAGCAACAGGGAGCUAAAAAAGGCUUUGGAAAUCUAUUUAAGAGGCAAAUUUCUAAGCAAACUUCAAUUUCUAAUGAAGAUAAUACUGAAGAAACCGACGAGCAAAAAGCGCCAUUCUGGAAAAAGUCUAUUAAAAGAAAAGUUCAAGUAGAUGAAUUAGCUAAAUCAUCAGACAAUCUUCAUAAUGUGGAUGAUAAUAAAGCACCAAAACAAGAAUCUCCUAAGAAAGUUAGUCUACUUAAUAAAGCAAAGAGUAAAGUCGAAAAAUUCAAGUCAACUAAAAAAUCUUCAAUUGAUGUGAAUGAACCGGAAAAACUUCCUGGAAAGACUGAUAAAUUACUUAUCAAUCCAGCUAAUUUGGCUAAUGAAUUUUUAAAUGCGUUAGACGAUGUUGAUGAAGAAACAAAACGAGCCAUUGAAGAAAUGGAGAAGAAUUCAAAAUGCACUAACUUUAAUCCACCACCACCUACGGCUACAUGGCAAACGAAUAAAACUAUAUCCGGAGCAGACUUUUCUUCAGGCUCGGAAGAAUCAAUUACAACACCAGGAUUUUUGGCACAUGACAAUGCACCAGAUUCUGAAACCUAUGUAAGUAGCGAACCAACAGUCAUAAUUUUAAGUGGUCCAAUGCCAGCAUUUAUGACAUUGCAAAUUGAAGAAAAUACUAUUGGUAACACGAGACCUAGAUCUCCCAGUCCAUUUCAAGUUCCAAGGGAAAUGGAAAUGUUAUCAGCACCAAACAUUGCACCAAGAAGAAGUCCAAUUCCUACUGAAACUCUAAAAAAUCCAACUCAAAAUCUGAGAAUCCCUACUCCUGCUCAAUCAAGAACAGAGACGCCUGUACCAGAAUACUUUGAAAGACCAAGAUCAUCAUCUCCAAUACGUUUUAAAACGGAUGACAUUUUAGAUAAUUCUCCGAUUCCACCGAGAUCUAAUUUAAUAAAAUCUGCUGGUUUCCAUGAUUUAGCAAGUGCGUCUUUGAAUUCCCCAAUGGAAUCACCCAUUUUGGGUAGACGAGAUUACCAGUCAAAUACUCAACCAUUUUCUUUAUCACCAUCAAUGCCACAGAGAAGAACUCCAUCACCGUCUAUAGCACCACCAAAAGAAACCCCACCACCACUACCUUCUUGCUCACCUCCACUUUUGGACAUGACAACAAAAAUAUUUCCAGAUAUACCACUGGAAUUUGAAGAUGCUAUAGAGCUAAACCCCGAAAUGAACAUACCACACAAAUUCAAUUUCAAACCAGAUGCAUUGCAGGUUAUCUUAGAAUCACCAUCCUCAGCUACUAAUAGUUUGGAUGUGGUAGAAUUACAAUUAGAAUCUUCAUCUACACCGCCGUACUCAACACCGGUACAGUCUCCGCCAGCACUAAAACGAACUACACCAACUCCAAAAACAGUAACUGCGGAGACAUCGAUUCCCAGUUUGAUUCCACCGACCGCCAAAAUACAUUCACAAAACGAUAAAAUUGAAGCAAAUGCAAGUGCAAUACCAAGACCACGACAUAGUCGAAAACCUUCAAUGGAUAAACCACAAAUACAGACCGCUGAAAUCGCAAAAGACAUUCUUCCAAGAAGCCCUAUAGUUGGAAUAAAUAAAAUUGGAGGCAAAAAUGAGGAAACAUCACAAAGUGGAUCGGAAAUUGUCAAAAAGUGGAGUAGUGUUGACAUUUUCAAUAAUAACGAAGAAGUAUUUAAUGACUUUGAUGAGGCGUUGAAAAAUGUACCAGUUAUCCCAAUUGUAAUUGAAAAAGAUCAAGCACUAUUUAGUGCAAAUAUCAAGAAAAAAUGCGAGAAUAAUAACACUAGCAAUAUUAUUAGAGAAUACAAAUCUAUGUCACCAAGUUUAGAAAAAAGUUCUGAUUUUCUAAUGCAUGAGCAAGAAAAUGAUGAUUCUGAUGAUGAGGACGAUAUGAAUGAUAUCAAAUUAUUAAAUACGGAAAAUAAAAUAGCAACAAGUAUACCACAUAUUUCAGAAAAGACGAAACCUACAAGACCUGUUGUUAAACAGGCUUCGUUAAGACGACAGUUCUCUGAUGAAAAAGAUGCUGAAGAUCUUAAUAAAAAUAUUGAUGUAAAUAUGUUACGAUCCAAAUUUGAAGGUUCAAAUUUGCCACCAAGACCACCUGAAAGAAUGAGUUUUCGUAAAUAUGAAAAAGUGCAGGUAACUACUGUGAUACAAGAUAAUGAAUCUGAAACCUUUGUUGUUGAUAAUGUAACGUCAAAAGAUUUUGUUAUAACAAAAAAUGCCGAAAAACAAACCAUAAGAACAGAAACUCCGCCACCUCCACCACCAUUAAGAGCACGAAAAGAAUCACCGAUACCACCGCCUAUAGUUCCACGUAAGGUAAAACUUACUAAACAGACUACCAGCUUAGAAGUUGAAGAUGGUUCUGAGGCUUCCGUUGGUGAUGUGUAUGAAAAAAUUCAAGAUUUUAAUAGUUUUAGUAAUAAUAGUAAUAAAAAAGAAGCAAUUCCAAGUGCAGAUGUACAUUUAACAUCACUGGCUACUUUGAAAGCAAUUCAGGCAAAACAACAAUAUGAAGCAAAAUUAAAAGCUGACAAAACCGAAGAUGAAAAUUCAAAUUCAUUAUCAGAAUCAUCGAAAAUAAUAACGUCAUCCUUAUCAGACAGUGUACGUAAUAUAAAUGCUGAUAUUUCUAUAGGAAAAUCUUCAACAGCUAAAAUACUUUUACAUCAACAACAACAUCAAUUACAACAAGAGUACCAGAAGCAAAAAUUAUUUGAACAACAACAUUUAGAAGAAAGCAAACAGCAAAAAGACCAGAUGCCAACAAUCCAAAAACCAUUUUAUACACAAGAACGAAAUGAAAUAUCAACCACAAAAACAACAACAACAGAAAUAAUUGGAAAUGAUAUUAAUUCAAACUUGGUAACAAAAGAAACCGAUAAUCCUAAAACAAAUUCUAUUACUAUGAUUAAUAACAACAACGAACCGCAAGUAAAAAGUGCAACAACAGCUCCAACAAAUACGAAUUCUAAUACCCAACCAGAUGUUAACCAGAUAGCUACUACCACCACUACUGGUAAAGAUGAAGGACAUUGUUAUUCUACUACAAGAAUAAAACUUGCUGAUAUUAAGAAGGAUGAAACCUUUUACUCGUUGGAUGAUGAAGAAUAUCAACAGUAUUCUCUUAGUGGUCCGACAAUAGUCAAUGAACUAUACACCAUUGAGAUUUGAAUUUAUUUUUAUGAAUUAGAUUGUAAGAUGUAAAUAUAAAAAUGUCAAAUAUUUAUAAAAAAAAAUCGAUUUGUUUUAGAAAGUAAAUUGAGCAAAUUUAUAAAACAAAGAAAAAUAUACCAAAAAUUAAUAAAAUAAUAAAAUAUUGGCGCUAAACGUA
Messenger RNA from Condylostylus longicornis, 5355 nucleotides. RefSeq lists its product as uncharacterized. NCBI's taxonomy places the organism in Eukaryota, Metazoa, Arthropoda, Insecta, Diptera, Dolichopodidae. The record is from RefSeq and is a predicted model, not a curated record. The transcript has 6 exons. The coding region runs from base 168 to 5195 and encodes 1675 amino acids.